AUGCCCUCACUGGUUCCUCAGAACGGGCCUCUAGCUACUCCGGGUCAUGUAAAGAUUGCUAAUGACGACGACGCGACGAGUACGCGCAGACGCCGAGCUAUCUACGAGGCCCAGAUUACUGCUUUCGUCGAUGCGGCCGAAGUAGUGGAUAUUGACCAGGACGCGUUGGAGGAUAUCCUCGAUGACUUGGACUAUCACUCUGUUGUAGAUCUGACUGACGGAGCCGGGGAUGUUGACAUGUUAGACGAGGACGGCACGCGAAUUAUCGCCGGACCAGGUUCUGUGACCCUCGACGAGGAUGAGGGCUUUGACCCUUGGAAAGGUGGGGAAGAUAGUGUUCCUGAACGAUGGACGAAACAAGAUAUCAAGCAGAUUCAGCACCAUCUGAAAGAGCGAGGCAUGUCCUCGUUUAUCCAGGAAUAUGUCAUAAAUCGUGCUGUCCCAAUACACGAGCUUUUGCUCGCUUUUGGGAUAUGUCUCUGCGCAGAGCUUCGACAAAAGAAGACCAACACUCUCCUCUAUUUUCUCAAGGUCGCUUGCUCACAAGAGCUUCAGCAGCGCGACAAGCUAUCACAAUACAAUACUGUUAAUGACGCCGUAGAGCUCAUCAAAUCUUCUAAGAAGAUCCUAAUCCUCACUGGUGCGGGCAUCAGUGUCUCAUGUGGUAUUCCUGACUUCCGCUCACGGAAUGGACUCUAUGCCACGCUCAAGGAUAGUGGAGAGUAUGAUCUAGAUGACCCGCAACAGAUGUUCGACAUAUCUUAUUUCAAGCAGAAUCCUGCUGUAUUUUAUUCUUUCGCUAAACAAAUAUACCCUUCAAACUUCAAGCCGUCUUUAUGCCAUCGCUUCAUCAAGGAAGUUGAAGACAGAGGCAAGCUCCUACGGAAUUACACUCAAAAUAUUGACACACUCGAGACCCUUGCCGGCGUCCGUUCCGUCCUCCAAUGUCACGGCUCAUUCGCCACAGCCUCUUGUCUAAGUUGCCACGUUCGUCUUCCCGGGAACGCUAUUGAGGCCGACAUUCUCAAAGGCGAGGUUCCGAUCUGCAAAGCCUGCGCUGAGAAUGCGAAGUCCUCUCAACUUCCACAGAAGCGCAAGAAAGGUAAGAGAAAGAGCAAAGGGAAGAAGAAGAAUCCUUUCGAAGAGGUUGAUACCGAGGAAGAAGACGUUGUGUAUCCCCCUUAUAUUAUGAAGCCGGACAUAACAUUCUUUGGGGAGAAAUUGACGGACGAUUUCGACCACGCUCUUGCGGCUGACCGGGAUCAGGUCGAUCUGAUCAUCGUCAUCGGUACAUCUCUCAAGGUCGCUCCCGUCUCUGAGAUACUCGCGCACAUGCCACACUCCAUCCCUCAGAUUCUCAUCAAUAAGACUCCUGUGCGCCACAUCAACCCUGAUAUCGUGCUUCUCGGCAACGCGGACGAGAUUAUACAGUGCCUAACCUCGCAGCUGGGUUGGCGUGUUGGGUAUAACAAGUUCAUCAACCCGAAACGAGUCGUUGGACGACAUGUCUGGCUGUAUGAGGGCUACGAAGGCGACAGCGACCAGUGGUUGCAAGAGGUCCAAGUCCGAUACGACAAGGAGAAGGCUAUGUCUAUGCCGACCUCCAGUCACGAAGACGGCGAUAGUCUCAACGCCACGGAAAGUAACCGCUGCACCACCACAACCUUCGACGAAAUCUACCCCCUCGUCAUCGAGACCGCCACAAACCUUGACAACGUCUCAAUCCGGAAAUUCCCACGAUCAACCUGA
Molecule: messenger RNA, 1749 nt
Organism: Stereum hirsutum FP-91666 SS1
Lineage: Eukaryota; Fungi; Basidiomycota; Agaricomycetes; Russulales; Stereaceae
Product: SIR2-domain-containing protein
Exons: 17
Coding region: 1-1749 (582 amino acids)
Molecular function (GO): NAD+ binding
Source: RefSeq, a predicted model, not a curated record